GUAAACUCAAACCACACAAACUCUCAAUUAAUAUAUAUUUAUAGCAAAGUAAUUAUUUUCCAUGGCUGAUACCCCAAAGGAAGAAGGAAUUGUGAAAACAGUUUCAGACGCACCCCCCAGUCACUACGUGGUCAAGAUUCAAUCGGUGUCAUUGCUCAGGAACAACAUAGACCAAUACAUUUCAGAUGCUUUUGAUGUCGGAGGCUACAAAUGGAAGUUGGUUAUCCACCCAAAUGGAAACAAAAACAAGAAGGUUAAUGAUCACAUCUCUCUGUACCUAAAACUGGCGGACACAAGCAACCUCCACCCCGGGUGGGAAGUCCACGCCGUCAUUCGCCUCUUUUUGUACGAUCAGAAGAAAGACAACUACUAUGUCGUACAAGAUGCAGAGGAAAAAACGAGGCGAUUUCGAGCAAUGAAGGAGGAGUGGGGAUACGACAGGUUCAUUGUUCUGACGGAGUUUAACAACGUUUCCAAUGGAUAUGUUGUGGAUGAUGUUUGUGUGUUUGGAGUUGAGGUUUCUGUGCGCAAAGAAAUAAAAUUCCCAGGGAGAGAUUGUCUCACACUGAUUCAAGAUCCUGUUGAAGACAAACUCUCCUGGGAAAUUAAGGAUUUAAACUUUAGGAAGGACUGCUACGAAUCCAACGCAUUGCAAUAUUGGAAAAUACAGAUAUAUCCAAAGGGGUAUGAGGGCGGAAAAGGCACCCAUGUCUCCGUAUAUUUGGCUUUGGCUGAGGCUAAACCCUCAACUCAGAUAUAUGCAGAGUUCAUAGUGCGCAUGAUUGAUCAAUCUAAUUCCAAUCACAUUUCAUCGUCCAAACCAGAAAAGUGUUGGUUCAAUGCAACAAAUGCAGCUUUUGGUUGGCCAAAGUUUAUAAGCAUCGAGGAGUUCCGCAAACCAGAAUAUGGCUAUUUGGUGAACGGAAGCUGCAGAGUAGAAGCUGAGAUUAAAGUGCUUGGGAUGGCUGAACCUGAUGCUAUGAUCUCCAAUAAUUCAGCCCAUGACUGCAAAGAGAUCAUUUUAACAUGAAACUCCAGAUUUUCUAUGGUGUUGAUCGUCUCUGGUGCUCAUAGUAUCGGUAUAAUUAUGUAUAUCAUAUUUAAUUGUAUCGAGUAUUAUUAGUAUCAGUGUCAAUACCAUAUUUGGUAGCACCAUAAAAAAUCACGAGAAAAUUACAUUAUGCAUUUAUCUUGUAAACAAAAAUAAAUUACUCUGUCCAGUUGCAUUUGGUAAGCAGCCAAAAUUUCCCAAGAAUAAGCAUAUAUGCAAAUUUGUAUAUAUGGAAAUAAAGUUUUCCUAAUUUAAUACAUAUCAAUAAGUUGAUUUCUUGUUUUUUUU
Ipomoea nil (Japanese morning glory) is the source of this 1339-nucleotide messenger RNA. RefSeq names its product probable inactive serine/threonine-protein kinase fnkC. Gene Ontology annotation, molecular function: protein binding. The record is from RefSeq and is a predicted model, not a curated record. Bases 62 to 1030 code for a protein of 322 amino acids. NCBI's taxonomy places the organism in Eukaryota, Viridiplantae, Streptophyta, Magnoliopsida, Solanales, Convolvulaceae. The transcript has 6 exons.